GCGGGCUCCUCGUCGCUGCCGGGCCGCGAGCCGGUGUACAACUGGCAGGCCACCAAGCCCACGGUGCAGGAGCGCUUCGCCUUCCUCUUCAACAACGAGGUGCUCAGCGACGUCCAUUUCUUGGUGGGCAAAGGCCGCGCCGGCGCCCAGCGCAUCCCCGCCCACCGGUUUGUGCUGGCCGUGGGCAGUGCCGUCUUCGAUGCCAUGUUCAAUGGAGGCAUGGCGACGACGUCUACGGAGAUAGAGCUGCCGGACGUGGAACCAGCUGCCUUCUUAGCCUUGCUGAAGUUUCUUUAUUCGGAUGAAGUUCUGAUCGGGCCAGAGACGGUGAUGACAACUCUCUACACCGCGAAAAAGUACGCGGUCCCUGCCCUCGAGGCGCACUGCGUGGAAUUCCUGAAGAAGAACCUCCGUGCGGACAACGCGUUCAUGCUUUUGACACAGGCCAGACUCUUUGACGAGCCUCAGUUGGCAAGCCUAUGCCUGGAGAACAUCGAUAAGAACACCUCUGAUGCCAUAAACGCUGAAGGGUUCACCGAUAUCGACCUGGACACGCUGGUCGCCGUUCUGGAGCGGGACACCUUGGGCAUCCGGGAGGUGCGCCUCUUCAACGCAGUGGUCCGGUGGUCCGAGGCAGAGUGCCACCGCCAGCAGCUGCAGGUGAUUCCGGAGAACAAGCGCAAAGCCUUGGGCAAAGCCCUCUCGCUCAUCCGCUUCCCCUUGAUGACGAUCGAGGAGUUUGCUGCAGGGCCGGCCCAGUCAGGAAUCCUCACAGACCGUGAAGUGGUCAGCCUCUUCCUCCACUUCACCGUCAAUCCCAAGCCGCGGGUGGAGUUCAUUGACAGGCCCCGCUGCUGCCUGAGGGGGAAGGAGUGCAGCAUCAGCCGCUUCCAGCAGGUGGAGAGCCGCUGGGGGUACAGCGGGACCAGCGACCGGAUCAGGUUCUCUGUGAACAAGAGGAUAUUUAUAGUCGGGUUCGGGCUCUACGGAUCGAUACACGGACCGACGGAUUAUCAAGUGAACAUACAGAUCAUCCACACCGACAGCAACACGAUACUGGGCCAGAACGACACCGGAUUCAGCUGCGACGGGUCCUCCAACACCUUCCGGGUUAUGUUCAAGGAGCCGGUGGAGAUUCUGCCCACCGUCAGCUACACAGCCUGCGCAACACUGAAGGGCCCAGAUUCCCACUACGGAACCAAAGGGCUGCGUAAAGUGAUCCACGAGUCGCCCACGACGGGCGCCAAGACCUGCUUCACCUUCUGUUACGCUGCCGGGAACAACAAUGGCACCUCUGUGGAGGACGGACAGAUCCCAGAGAUCAUCUUCUACACAUAGCGCCGCCGCCAGCAGAGUCAAGCGACGGACCAGGCGCUGCUCUCCUCCCGCCGCCCUUCCCGUGUCCUUCCAA
Molecule: messenger RNA, 1411 nt
Organism: Euleptes europaea (tarantolino)
Lineage: Eukaryota; Metazoa; Chordata; Lepidosauria; Squamata; Sphaerodactylidae
Gene: BTBD2
Product: BTB domain containing 2
Exons: 9
Coding region: 205-1338 (377 amino acids)
Biological process (GO): neurogenesis
Cellular component (GO): P-body; cytosol
Molecular function (GO): protein binding
Source: RefSeq, a predicted model, not a curated record